CUAUACUACGGUAGCCUAGGGGGCCGGCAGGCAGGCAGCGCUGCACAGCGCACCCUUACUAGCACAAGUACGAUUAGGUACGUACCUACCGGUACGAUGGUUCAAGAUCCCAAAGUUCGCGAUAGUGACCGGAGAUUCGCAGUCACGUUUCUGUGGUGCGUUGCAGGUUAUUAUCAAUCACGUUUGGGCAGGAAUAUUUUUAUCUUUGUGACCCAAAACUUUCCGUCGAUGAAAACGCACCGCAUUUGCGAACACCGCCUGCUAUGCUCGUGUUGUGUUUGAUGGGGAUGAAGUUUUCGUGACUCAUUUUCGUGAUUGAUUCCUCCAAUCAGAAAUCAUUCACUCGUUACGUCCAUCGUUCAUCGUUCAUCGUUCAACGGACGGUAUGUACUAUGUACUUUAACUCGUACCUACAAGCCAUACGUACCAAUCAACAGGGGUCUAUAUUAUGACCCCUGCCAAUUACAGUAAAUGGUACGAGUACUCGUACAGUCUCGUACCGGUACGAGUACGUACCGGUACGUACGUUGAACCCUUGAAAUGAAGGAUGGAUGGAAGGAAUCAUGUUCACGCAAAAUCCUUUCUCCGUUUUCUUGGGUAAUCGUGGAAUGGCAACGGCCCCGUUCUUUUCCAUUCCCGUCGUCGUUGGGUAGCAGGCAGGCACGCCGUUGCGCGUCAUCGAUGAGAGUUCAUGGAACGAGUACGUACUGUACUGUAUCAUGGUGCGGUGCGCAGUAGAUUGGAUCGGUUGACGCUGAAGUUCUGAAGGCUCUUCUUCGUAUCACAGUUGGAAUUGCGGAUCGGAUCCUUCCUACGUACGGUACUCGUACUAUAGCGCCGUACCGUAUCACCUACCGAACGGCGAUGCCCGAAAUUCCGAGAAAGGCCGACGGAAGAUGUCGACGCAAACCCAUAGGCUUCGGGCCAUUUUGUUGUUGAAGUUGGCAACACAUCCACUGUUCAUCAAAAGAAUGAGGGCGUGGGGAUGGAUGGGCAUAGCAGUGCUGGUAUUCCUAAGCGGAGUGAAGGGGUAGGAAUGAGGCCCCGAACAAUUUGGCGAGCAGAGGAAAGAUAGAGAGAAAUUCUGCUCGGCAAGCACAAAAGGCAACCGCCAACGCAAACAUGCACAAUUCGACACAAGCUCCAUUCGGACCCACUCACUCACCUUUGCGAACGAUUCAAGAUACUGUAGAGAGUAUUUCGGUAUUUCCUUCGAGUCAAUCAGUGCUGCACAUUGCACACCAUCGCCUGCCUCACUCUGCCAAUCUGGUUCGACAAGCUUUCGCUCUUGCACCACACCAUGAUGGAAGUAGUCCAUUCCCGCGCUGUUCAGGGCCCGAGUCUUGGUGGCAACAGACGCGGCAUCGAGAGCGACGAACCCCAGCUUCACAAGAUCAAGGCAUCGCCCCCUUCCGGUCGCUCGAAAGACAAGCCAAAAGACAAGCACAAGACCAAGACCAAACCGAAAGCGAAAGCGAAAGCGAAAAAGACAACGACAACGACAACGACAACGACAACGACGUCAUCCAAGCAGGAAAAGAAGAAACACAAAGCCAAGGACAAGGCCCGCAAGACCGCGAGCGGAUCGGGAAGGAUCCCCCCGGAUCCUCCCCCCCCGGUGUCCGAGACCGGUGUUCCAGCCCCCCGCCCCGACCUGGAGAAGCAGGCCCGGGCCUUCUUCCGGCUGGCCAGGGUGGGCGACCGCAGGGAGACAAAGGGAACAAGCAGGGCCAAGAACCGCGGUCUGUUUUCCGGCCCAAAGGCGUCCGGCAAGCGGGUCUACCCCAACGUCUUUUCGGGCUCCGAAGCGAUCGAUUCCAUGGUGGAGACCGGCCUCUCCCCGGACCGGGACCACGCGGUCCGCCUGGGAAACGAGCUGGCCACCUCCCUCGCCCUCUUUCUGGGCGCCAACGCCAGGGGCCUCCUCCCGGUCGACCAAGCCGGGAGCAAGGGAAGCCCGGCGGAGGCCACCCGGCUGCUGCUGCUGGGCGGCGACGGGAGCGGCGGGGGAGACCUUCCGCCGCCGCCCAACACGCUCUUUGUCGACGACGCCGACGCCUUUUACCGCUUCGGCCCGGGCAUCCUGGGGCUCCUCGACGACCUCGACGAGUUCGACGAGAGCCAGGGGGAGACCGAGCGCGGGGUCGAUCGCGAUCCCGGAUCCCCCCACAAGCGAUCGGGCAACGCCACCGAGGAAAAGAGCUCUGGCGGCAGCCACAGCAGCGACGACCGCAAACCGAAAAAGAAAAAGAAGAGGUCCAGCACCAGCACCAGCACGAGUGCCAGCACCACCACCAGCAGCACGACUAGCACUACCAGAGGCAGCAGCAAAAAGGACAAGAAGAAAAAGAACCAGGCCACAACAGAUGUUGCCGCUGCCGGCCCCUUGCCCCGAACCCCCACCCGGAGCAGCAAGGGGACCGCCGUCCUGGAGGAUUUGUUUGCUCCCCACAGCCCGUGCUUUGCCGCGGCGACCUCGAAAAAGAAGAAAGCAAGGAGCGGUUCCGAAAAGAAGAAAUCCGGGGCGAGCGGCGCGAGAGCCACCGCCGACGAUAUCCCAAAGCCGACAACGGCAGCGACGCCUCCGACGCACAACAACACGGGAGUCCUGCUCUCGAUGUCCCCGUACUGGUCCAAGGACAAGAGCAUCGACCCCGACCCGAGCGACACGCCUCCGGCUCCCUCUCUCGACCACGGCACCACGAGCAAGAUGAAACCCACCAAGAGCGGAAAGAAGCGUGGCGGCAAGAAGAGCGGCAGCAAGAAGGACAAGAACCCCAAGAAACGCAGCGGGUCGUCCUCCAAGCGAACAAUGGUUUCUACCAAGGAGCGUAUGGUGGCAUCGAUCCAGAAACGCCUGGUUCUGACCCAUCCGAGGGAGUGCGUCGCCCUGCACGGGAGGCUCCUAUACGAAGUAGAGACCACCGUGUCCAGGGUGUACACGGGAGACCACGAGGUAGUCCAGUCCGUGUCCACCGGCAGUGGCAGCAGCCAUUGCGACAGCGAGGACGGUGCCGACAAAAUCAGGGGGGAUGCGUCGGUGGGCACCGCCCCCGAUUCCCUGGACGACAUCAUCGCCAGCAGCGCUCGCCUGCCAACAGAGGGGGACGACAACGCCUCCGCGUGGACCGAGUUCAUCAUGGGAACCAAGGGCGCCGCGGAAGCCAACGAGAAAGCCAAACAAAGGAGGGAAGCCGCCCUGCCGCAACUCGGAGAACACUCGGAGCCCACCACCCGCCACAAGUCGCCCAAGAAGGCAAAGAAAAAGAAGGCCGGGGCAGCCGCUCCGAUCACGGAAGAGGUGGACGAGAACGAGGUGCUUCUUCUGGAUUCCUGCGAUCCAGAAAUUGGAACGCCGAGGCCCUCCCCGAGCCCGAGAUCGAGCAAGAGGAACAAGGCAGCCAGGACCAGGGCCAGGAAAUUCCCGGCGAUUCCAUUCGUAGCCGUGGAGGACGAAGCGGCACUGGAACGAGAGCAGCAACCAAAGACGACGGCUCGCGCAUGGAAGGGACCUUCUCCCCUCACGGAGGUGGCAGAGGCAGAGACGAUCUCCGAGCCGGAAGAGACACCUGCCGCUGUAAAAACCGCAGAGACCCCAAAAAAGAGCAAGAAAAAGAAAAAUAAAAUGAAGGCAAAGGCCAGGGACAACGGAGAAACGAAGAAAGAAACCCCCACCACCUGGCUGUCACCUCCUCCCCUCGGUGGAGAAAGUUCCGAAGAAGAGACGAACUCCGGCAGCGACGAAAUCGAUCUCUCCGACUGGGCGAUGGGCAUUCGCAAGAACGAAACCGAAUCGAAGCCCUAUCUCGACGACGACGACGAGAGCACCAGCUAUCGCAGUGGCCUCGAAAAAUACACCGCGGCGAGCAUCCGCAGAAACACCCACUCGGGAGCAGCCGCUGGCGAACCCCUCGAUGCUUCGGACGAUAUUUCUGCCAUCCUAGAACAAGAGCAGGAGUGGGAGCACCAGUGCCUGCAGCUCCGCAGCCCGGAAAUUUCUUCCCGCGGAACCAAGCCUCCUUCCGGAAGCUUCAAGAGCACCGCCUCCAGUUUGGAGAGCUUCCGAUCCGGCGCCACUAUGGAUUCGAAUGAGCUAGCAAGACUUCGGAUGGUAAGUGGCGAUAGAACUUCUCCCAUAAAGAGUUCGAGUCUGCUUGGUGACGACAUAGCCGAGGAAGACGAGGAGGACGAGGAACUCGUUGUCUACAGAGAGCACUAUAUCCGAGACGACUACGAUGCAGCGGAACGAGACCGUGGAGAAAAGAACGAAGACACGGAAAACGCAGAUCGCGACGGAAGCACUGCCCCCGAGUCACCUCCGAACCCGCUUCCGCCGGCAAGCUGUCACAGCAACACUAGCAGCAGCGGUCACGCCGAAAAUGGCAGCUCUAGUGCCGGCAGCAGCGGCAGCAGUGGAAUCAUGGAAGCCAUCGAGGCGGACCGAUUUUUCAAACUCGCACAAAAAUGCGUGAAUGGCAUCCGAUCGAUGAUGCCGCCAAAACGGAAKGUGAUCGAAUCGACAAUUCCCAACCACCAAAGCGAACCGGCACAACACGAUUCAAARCCAUCCCUCCCUGUGGUUAGCAAUAUCAGAGCCGACAAUGAUGUYGAUCCUGCCGACCUCCAGGUAGCAAGUUACUGCGAAAGCUUCAGCGACAGCUUCGACGAGAGUUGCAACGACUUCGAAGACGACGAGGACGACGAGAGUUUUAUGGAGCUCACCGUUGGAGAAGAGGGGAGCUUGUGCGACGAGGUGCCAGGCGCAGAAGCAGWCGAAGUGGUUYUCGAAGACGAAGAACAGACCUACUACGAAGAAGUCACGGUCAUUUCGGAAAAGGAYCCAUCGCUCAAGCACCCGAGUUGUACCCGGGCCACACCCGACGAAGGCUUCGAAGCUGCGACACCACCGAGACGCCGGCUGUCCAGGAUUCAAUCCGCCAAGUAYCUGCCCCCCGUACCCGAGAUGGGGCCCGAGCCRGAAACGGAAUCGGAGCCCGUGCCGAAGCUCCCGGAGCGCAAAACUUCGGUGUACGUCGAGGUGCACUCCAUGCCGGACGACGACGAUAUGACCCAGAUCACCAUGGACGACUAUUGCUUUUUUAAUGCGAGCAYGAGCUCCAGAAGUUUGGAUAUUGUUCCGGAAGACGACUACACCAUCAACAACGGCUCCUACCGUUUCAACAGCUACUUGUACCCAUUGGAAGAAGAACAGGAGGUCGAUCAGGAAUGCGAUACCAACAACGGUUCGGGUCAAACCAYAGAYCUCUCACCGGUUGUGCCAUCAAAUCACACGGUGAGUCSGAUAAGCUUAUUCUCUGAGCAGCAGCAAAAGCUACGCAAGAAACGKAUGUCGUGUUCUUCUGSUUCUUCUCAGGAUAACGGCGUGCGUGACGCGGAAGCCUCGCGCCAYCAAAUCGAUAAGAUCUUGUGGGAAGAUUUGUUGCACGACGAUGCAGCUGUAGUACUGGAAGCCUUGGAAGUUCUAAAAAACCUUGUGGCAAUGGGGGGCCAGGGUCGUUCUUAUAUGUUGAGACACGGCGGAGUGAUGGUAAUCAUUGAAGCGAUGGAGAAACAAGUCGAAUCAGAAGCCGCUCAGUGUCUAUGUUGUGGCAUUUUGGAGCAGCUAGCAUCUCUAGACAACGAAAUAAGCUUAACCAUUUUUGAACGAAAUGGCAUUUCCUUCGUCGAGAAAUCGCUUGAGAAACAUCAAGGUAGUAACCAAUUGAAGGAGACUUGUGAAGCUCUUUUACCGCUGUUAUCGCGUCAUCAAUGAAAAGUGACGACAAUUAUUCGCUGUAUUGAUGCUACUCGUAGCGUUAAAGAAUAGACCGUUUGUAUCUCACAAGCACAUGAGAACUGCUAUAUACACCUUCGAGAGCACUAUAAAAAUAUUGUUAAUAGUAAAACAUAUACUUCUAC
Messenger RNA from Pseudo-nitzschia multistriata, 5919 nucleotides. The record is from the annotation of a GenBank genome assembly. Lineage: Eukaryota; Bacillariophyta; Bacillariophyceae; Bacillariales; Bacillariaceae.